Molecule: messenger RNA, 2551 nt
Organism: Micropterus salmoides (largemouth bass)
Lineage: Eukaryota; Metazoa; Chordata; Actinopteri; Centrarchiformes; Centrarchidae
Gene: camk1gb
Product: calcium/calmodulin-dependent protein kinase IGb
Exons: 13
Coding region: 121-1476 (451 amino acids)
Biological process (GO): peptidyl-serine phosphorylation
Cellular component (GO): intracellular anatomical structure
Molecular function (GO): ATP binding; calcium/calmodulin-dependent protein kinase activity; calmodulin binding
Source: RefSeq, a predicted model, not a curated record
CUGUGCUGAAAGAUGAAUGAUGCUGCAGUUAAAGCAGCAGCUGCAGCUUGAACUGACGCCUGUGCUUUAAGUCUCAAUGAGCACCUGUGAGACUGUCAGCCCCUCCCCUCGGCUCUCUCCAUGGAUGUAAUCUCUGAUUUGGCAACAGAAAUCCCUGUGGAAGAGUCUGCAGACAUGGGUCGUCAAGAGGCCGAUUAUGUGUGGAAGAAAAACACUGAAAACAUCCAGGAGGUUUUUGACAUCAUGGAGGAGUUGGGAUCGGGGGCCUUCUCAGAGGUAUACAUGGUGAAGGAGAAGAAGACAGGAAAGAUGUUUGCCAUGAAGUGUGUGAAGAAGAAACAGAAAAGAGACCUCAAUCUGGAGAAUGAGAUUGCUGUGUUGAGAAGAAUCCAACACGAGAAUGUUGUGGGGAUGGAGGAUUUCUAUGAAAGUCGGACUCAUUAUUAUCUUAUCAUGCAGCUUGUUUCAGGCGGUGAGCUCUUCGAUCGUAUACUGGACCGGGGGGUGUACUCAGAGAAGGAUGCCAGCAGUGUGAUCCAGCAGGUGCUGCAGGCCGUUAGCUAUCUGCACCAAAAUGGCGUUGUGCAUCGUGACCUCAAGCCAGAGAACAUCCUGUACUACAGCCAGGAAGAGACCUCUAAGAUCAUGAUCAGUGAUUUUGGCCUCUCCAAGAUGGUAGACAAUGACAUCAUGUCGACAGCCUGUGGCACCCCAGGAUAUGUAGCUCCUGAAGUUUUGGCACAGAAGCCCUACAGCAAGGCAGUGGACUGCUGGUCUAUUGGAGUUAUCACCUACAUCUUACUCUGUGGAUAUCCCCCUUUUUAUGAAGAAAGUGAGACAAGACUGUUCUCCAAGAUCAUGAAGGCGCAGUAUGAGUUUGACUCGCCCUUCUGGGAUGACAUUUCUGAAUCUGCUAAAGAUUUCAUCCGUAACAUGAUGCAGAAGAAUCCCAGCAUGCGCUUCACCACUGACCAAGCGCUCAGACAUCCUUGGAUUAUUGGAAAGACGGCACGGAGCCAGGACAUCUAUUAUUCUGUCAGUGUUCAGAUCCAAAAGAACUUCGCCAAGACCAAGUGGAAGCAAGCCUAUAACGCCGCAGUAGCUAUCAACCACAUGAAGAAGCUGCAGCUGGCCCACUCAGAGCUGGUCCUGAGGCAGGCCAGCAUCCCAGACAUCAAGGUGAUCGACGUAUCCUCCCCAACAAAAAACCGCAAACGUCUCGAUCCAGACAAGGUGGAAGAGACUGACAGGAAAGCACAUGGGGCAAAUAACAUGCUCCUGCCCACGAGCCAUGUAGAUCUGAAGUGUCAUUACCACCCGUUGAAGGCCAGUCAGAGUCAGGGCCCGGCACACCACGCACCCUCUAUAUCUGAGCAGAGCAAGCACAUCUACCACUCAGAGCCCGCCAACCUGAACGGGCAUGGUAAAACCACUAGUGGCAAGACUGUGCAGACUGGAGUUUGCUCAGUCAUGUGAAGGCUGCGUGACGUUCACAUGGAAAAAAAAAACUUUAACUUGGUCAGUGUUGCUGUGCUGACUCAGCAUGGAGCUGUUUUCUGUCAGCAGGUCCCCCCCGGUACUGAGAAUGAGAAGUGGUUGAUCCUCUGACAGACCCAAGCGGUCUACAAGGUCCACACAGUUGGUGGGACAUUUUAUUUUGGAAAGAGUGCCUAUGAAGCUUCCAGACAACCACACAGAAUCACACACACACACACUCAUUCAAAUGCACAAGACUCACUUUAAUUCAGAUACACAAGGUAGACUUCAGCUAAACGGGACAGUUCAGGCAUAUUUUACGGGAUUGUCCUUCUCAGGUGGACUCACCUGCUGCUUGGCUCCAGUUGAAUGCCCACCUUGUUCGUGGUGAAGCAGUCCGUGACCUCUGAUGUCAUGAAGCCUUUUUAUCAUACUUCCUGGUUUUUGAUCGGGGAGAGUUUAAUUCAUCAGAGCACUUAGUGUCAAGGAGUAUUACGAUGGUGGUUACAUGUUGUUUAACAAAAGUACACACAAUGCGAUAAGAGAAAUUAUUGUAUUGUAACAUGUGUAAAAUAUUAUCUUUUAGCCAACCUGCAUUUCUAAGCGCAAUAGAAUAUAAACUGCAUGCUUACUGCUACAUAUAAGCCAUAUGUGUAUAAUAUAUUCUGGUAAAGUUAUUUUUAUUAUGUUCCAUGUGUUAAUUGUUUGUUGUUCUGUUUUAUUUUAACUAUUUGCUUCCUUUUUAAAUAAAUUAUAAUGAUAAAAAAAGACCUAUACAGAUAUGAGUUACGUAAAAACAAACCAAAACAUAAAAUAUACGGCGGAUCAUAAACAGUGUGAAAUGCCACAAGUAUAUCCAUAAGUUGCCAACUCAUAGCUCGCACAUGCCAUCAACCUACUAAAAUAUAUGGAUAAAUGUAAUUUAUAUUCACUGUAAUAGACGUUUCUCCAAUUACUGUAUACAGUAAGGCUGUAUGUGGCUUAGUAUUGAGGCAUUCAACAGAUUAUGAUCUCCACUAUGUACUAUACUGGAAUCCCUGUAUGCUCAUAAAUAAAAGCCUGUACAGAAUCUGCA